Molecule: messenger RNA, 951 nt
Organism: Saccostrea cuccullata (small rock oyster)
Lineage: Eukaryota; Metazoa; Mollusca; Bivalvia; Ostreida; Ostreidae
Product: microfibril-associated glycoprotein 4-like
Exons: 5
Coding region: 1-951 (316 amino acids)
Source: RefSeq, a predicted model, not a curated record
AUGAGAAUUUUCUGCAAUCUUUUCCUGAUAGCAGUCUCACUACAAGCGGUGGCUGCAUUGUCACGUCGGUAUUUAGAAGAUGUAAAUUUUGAAGGAAAAAAGUCAGACGGUGGAUCUCUAGUAGAAUACAAUGACUCCUCCCUGGCCUUCUGUUCUGCUAUGUGUGACGUCACUUGUGGCUGCUUCGGGUUUAACUUGAGAGAAAAAAAGUGCCGAAUUCACCAUUCGUUUGACCAGUCUAACAUAACACUAGCGGAAGCCGGGUGGAAACAUUUCUUUCCAGAAGCUCUUCCGGUAGACAAAGUUAAUGCAAGCUAUCCUAUGGACUGCCGGAAUAUAUACGUUACUGGACACACACAGUCUGGUGUCUACAAAAUUCAUCCUUUUGAGAAUGACAAGUCACGAGGUGUCAAUGUGUUGUGUUAUAUGGAGAAUUGUGGUAGAUGGUGGACGGUGAUCCAAAAACGUAUCAGCGGAUCUGUCAGUUUUAUAAGAACAUGGGUGGAAUACCAAAAUGGAUUCGGGAAUCUGGAUGACUCCUUCUGGAUUGGAAAUGAGGUUAUUCAUCAACUUACAUGGGGAAGGAACUGCGCUCUCUUCGUCUCUAUCACUUUAAAAGAUGGCAGUGUGUUAUACCAAUAUUACGAUCAGUUCUCAGUUUCUGAUGAGUCGGACAACUACAGACUCUUUGUUGGAGGACCAACUGCCGGAACCUUGGAUGACGGUUUGACAGUGCUUUCAGGAAUGUCCUUCAGUACGCCAGAUAGAGACCUGGAUAUACAUUUCCAAAACUGUGCAGAUAUGUAUAAAGGGGGCUGGUGGUUUAGAAAAUGUAUGAAAAGUUUCCUUAACGGUCCCUGGUCUCCGGCAUACUGGGCUAGCCCAUGGAGGCCUGUAGUGAUGGAUGGAAAUGACGUAACGGAGACUCUCAUGAUGAUAAAACCACAUUAA